Oppiella nova is the source of this 213-nucleotide messenger RNA. Lineage: Eukaryota; Metazoa; Arthropoda; Arachnida; Sarcoptiformes; Oppiidae. The record is from the annotation of a GenBank genome assembly.
AUGAAAGGCAAAGCGAGUGCUAUUAAGGGGUCGAUUGUGGACAUGAAAACUGAUGUAAUCGAAAGACUUUUUAUGAAAUUUAUGGCUAAAAUCGAAAGAACUCGCGAUACAGAAGAGAUCCAAAAAGAACACCAGAUCUUAUUGAGUGAUAUUAUCUCAUUGAAAAUGCAUUCCUAUUGUCUUUGCGACAAAAUUUUGCUGAGAAUGCAGUGA